AUGAGCUCAAAUGAGGGAUUGAAGGAUUUAUCCGUUAUAGACUCGAUUCUGUUGAAUCUUGCCUCGAUCCAAAACCUGUGUGAGUUCGAAUAUGAUAAACUUGGAACGUUUAUGAAUUUGAUGGAUCAAUAUCACUCUGCAAAGUUGGACACGCCAGAGUUGAAAAAGGAUCAUGAUAUAUUUAAUAAGGAGUUUGCGAAAACCAGAAAGUUCUACCAGGAUAGGAGGAAUUAUUUGAAGAAAAGAAGUAAUGAUUUGGAACGGGAUAUCAAGAAGAGGAAACUUGCCAAAGAGAAGUUAGUGGCUCUUUUUGAAUCGCUUAAAAGCAUCGACUCUUUGAAUUCAGGAUCAGGGGAUGAAGAUUCCAGGAAAGAAGUUUCUGAAGAUAACGGUUUGCCUGUAAUGAACAUUCGUGAACAACUAGAUGAGGAAGGAAAUGUUAUUAAGAGUGAGGUCAAACCAUACAGUCAAUCGAAAAACAGUCUGUUCAGCAAGGCUUUUUCUUCAAUUCAUAAGAGUGAGGAGAGCGGCUUAGGUGAUGCUACUAAGGAGAAGGGCAAAAAAGAGGGAACUGGAAAGGGGCAGGUGAAAAAGGAUGGAUUGCAUAAAAAAGUCGAAUCAAGGAGUAAAGAGGUCAAGGAGGCAAUAAAUAAGCCGAAGAAUGAAAGGCGGGAAAAGGAAAAGGAAAAGAAGGAAAAGAAGGAAAAGGUGUUGCAUAAAUUGCCAAAAGAAGCUAUGCACUCUGCCAAGACAAUGAUGAACAAUGCCAAAUCGCCCAAACAAGUUAUCUCGGACGAAAACUCAGAUGUUGCUGGAGAAAGGAAUAAUGUUGAUGAUUCGAUUCAUCCAUAUACAAUAAGGGAGGAGGUUGAUGAAGAUGGAAACAUUGUUAGGAGCUCAGUUAGGAAGUUGCCGAGUAUGCAGAGUAAGAAAGAGAAAAAGAAGACUAACAAGAAUGAUAAAGAUGAAGAACUUUCAGAUGAUCAGAUAUCCGAACUUCUUGCAGAUAUGGAUUCAAAAAGGCCUAGACCGAAAAUAGAGGAGUUGGAUGAUGAAAAUGAGAAAGAGAGUAAAGAAAAUGAGAAAAAGAGUAGGGAAAAUGAGAAAAAGAGUAAGGAAAUGGAAAAGGAGAGUAAGGAAAAGAAAAAAGAGAAGAAGAGAAGCAAAUCGAAUCAAAAGCAAGAUUUAAAAACAGAGAAGAAUAAAAUCAAGAAAGAAAAUCAAAAAGGGACGAACCUCAAAGUAAAUUCAUCUAUGUAUAAUCCAGAAAUAGAUCCAGAUGAUUUGCUAACUUUGGAAGUUAUUGCGGAUGAAGUUGAUGACCAGAAAAAGAAAAAGAAGCAUGGCUCUACUAAGGCAAAGUCCAAGAAAGAUAGAAAAGAAAAGUUACAAGUGAAAGAAGAAGAGGGAGAACAAGAACAAGAAACGGAUGAUGAUGAUGAUGAUGAUGAUGAUGAUGAUGAUGAUGAUAAUGAUGGAUUUGAAGUCGAUGAUAGUAAUGGAAUUGCUAGUAUGGUUCCACCAGAAUCAAGAGAUUACCUAUUUAGAAAGAUUCGUGAGUUGAGGAUUUCUCGUCAAAAGGAUGUUGAAAAUACUAAUGAAGAUGGAAAGCAGAAUAUUGAGGCUGAUAUAAAGGUUAGAGAUGAUAAAAUGACUAAUAAUAUGGAUGAUACCAAGGCAGAAGUGAAAGAAAAGGUGGUAAAGACCUCUACGGAAGGUAAAAGUGCUUUUAAAUCGAAAAUAGGUGGUGAUAAGAAGGAAGCAAGAUCGGUGCAUUUUUCACAGGAUGUAGACGUGAAAGAAGUUGAAGAUAUAUGGGAUGAUCUCCGGGAGGCCGAACAGCAAGGAGGGCAUCCUAAAGUUUCUAGAUUCAAAGUGUUCAUGAAGGGUGAAAAAGCUUUAGAUGAGAAAGAAAAGAAGAAGAGUACAAAUAGACCUCAAAAGAAAGUUGUGAAUGGACUUUUAGUCGGAGAUGUCAAGGAGCACAAUACAACUAAGUCUUGGGAGAAAUCGAGUGCCAAAAUAGAGAAAGAACAGAAUGGGAAGAGUCUAUUUGAUGAGUCGGAAGCAGAGUUGACUUCCGAAGAAAUCUUGGUGAAGGAUAGAUUGAAGCCUGAACCUCAAAUGAUGAAACUUGGUGGAAAGAAGCAACCAACGAAAAACCAACUUGAUCGCGUGGCCAAGUUGGGUUUACAGAUGCAUAAUAAUCAUGCUAAAGGUAUAAAAAUGCCAGAAAUUCCAGUAGUCAAAGUUUCAGCAACUAAGAAGGCACCGGGUAAAUACGAGGGGUUAAAAAGUUUGAAGAAGAAGGAUUUUCGAUCGCUUAAACCAAUAAGAAAGGUGAAAGUGGUAAGCAGUCCGCCGAAAGGAAGGUCGACCCCAAUUAGCAUUCCAAGAGAUCCAAAUCCAGUAAAUCCAAAUGCCGGAUACGGAGAGGAGGACUUCGAUUUUGUGAGGGAGCAAAUUGACAAUGAGGAGAAUGGCGAGCAAGACACAGAUAAAAAGAUUGAUGAGGCGAGUCAAAAAGAGACAGAAAUGCUGAGGCAUGGGAUCGAAAAGGUGGCAGAAGCCGGCAAGAAGGUGAAGCUUACGAAAAAGCAGGCGGAGAAGUUGAUCAGCAAUCUCAAAGGUGCAAAGUUGGACUACCGGAGAGUUGGAAACGACCUGGAUACGAUGGCUCGAGCUUACAUUUUAGGAAUGUACGAUGAUGACAUUGAGGCUAAUAAUGAUGUGAUUGAGGAGCUGAAAGACUUCAAGCAGCAUAACAAGAUCGUUGAGGAGAUGGAUGAGAAAAGCCAGAAGGAAGAAAAAGAUGACAGUGCUGAAGAGAGGUCGGAAGAAGAGAAAAAAGAGGAAGAUGCUCCGUUGCUCAAAGAUACUGUUGUGGAACACGAUCCUUCGGAGAUGGCCGAUCAUGCGGAAGACAAUUUGGAUGUUGAAUUUAACUCCGAUAAUCUGAAUAGACAGGUUUCGCUUGACUAUGCGAGAAUGCGAGAAAGAAUGAUGCAUAAGUACAAUGGAGGGUUUGGCAAGACUAAGAAGGAGAGAGAGUUUGAGCCAUUGGAUGAAGAACCACGUGUGAGUCGGUUCAAGGCUGCAAGAUUAGGAAUGUGA
Messenger RNA from Brettanomyces bruxellensis, 3114 nucleotides. RefSeq lists its product as uncharacterized. The transcript has a single exon. Lineage: Eukaryota; Fungi; Ascomycota; Pichiomycetes; Pichiales; Pichiaceae. The record is from RefSeq and is a predicted model, not a curated record. The coding region runs from base 1 to 3114 and encodes 1037 amino acids.